Molecule: messenger RNA, 2103 nt
Organism: Cherax quadricarinatus
Lineage: Eukaryota; Metazoa; Arthropoda; Malacostraca; Decapoda; Parastacidae
Gene: Prp18
Product: pre-mRNA processing factor 18
Biological process (GO): generation of catalytic spliceosome for second transesterification step; RNA splicing
Cellular component (GO): U5 snRNP; U2-type post-spliceosomal complex; U4/U6 x U5 tri-snRNP complex
Source: RefSeq, a predicted model, not a curated record
UUGAUGCUGAUGAAGGGCUCUCGUUCGAAAGAACUGGAACUAUCUCCCUUUGUUUGGGUCGGAUGUAGAUGCUUCCCAUUUCCCAAGCACUGUGACCCCUGCUGUUUUAGCGCAGGCAGGUUGUAUAAAUAACUUGAUGAACAGUGAAUGAUGGUUAGUUUGCAGCUCCUCACUCGAAUGGGUAUGAAGAAAAGUUCUAGAUGUAGCAGGCUUAUGAGGGACAUUGACGAUAAGAUUUGUUCGGAUUUUUAACACGGAGGAUAAGCCAUCCAGGAUAACCCAAGAAAGCCAGCGUCAUCGACGACUCUCUCUCUUAGUCGACAAUAAUCGACUAAUACCCAGGUUUCUACAUACUACUAGGUGAAGACAUGGCAUGUGUAAUGAAACAUGCCCAACAUUUCCACCUGUGCCGGAAAUUGAACCACGGAUACUCACUGUUCAUCAAGAGAUCAAGGAGAAAAUUAUUAAUCUUUUCGCACAAAGUAGAACAAGAAGAAUGGAUUUCAUUUUUAAAUGAAUGGGUCAAGCUUGAACUGUAACAAUUUAGCACAAUAUGUUGAGUUUGCUGAAAAAGGAAAUUGAAGCUAAAAAACGAUCACUAGAAGAAAGCAAUGUUUUUGAGGGAGAAAAGAAGUACUUCAAGAGAAGUGAAUUAGGUGCACGCCAAGCAGAAGCAUAUUGGAAAAAGUGUGGAAUUGGAUCAAUUGGUGGUAACAGUGGACAUGGAGGAUCUAAUGUUAAUGAAAAUGGGUCUUCAGUGUCUCGGGAUACAGUGAAUGAAGAAGAUGUUGGAGAUGCACCUGAGUUACCACGUGUGGAGGUUAUUCGUCGAUUACGAGAACGAGAGGAACCUAUUUUACUGUUUGCUGAGAGUGAACAUGAUGCAUUCCGAAGAUUAAGAAGAUUAGAAAUAUUAGAACCCGAGGUUAACAGAGGUCUUCGAAAUGACUUCCAGGAAGCUCUUGAGCGUGUAGAUCAGGCAUACUUGAAUGAAAUUUUAAAGACGGAAGAUGGCGAAGGAGCUCGUAAUGUUGCCCUUUCUGGUGAAACCAUUACCAUGGAAAGUGUAAUUGAAAUGGCAAAAGAUCUUAAUAAUGGCAAUGCUACCAAUGAAUUGAGAUGUAAAGUUAUAUUUAAAUUUGUACAGCUUAUACUACAAUUAUGGGGCAGUAAACAUAAUGCAAGACCUGAAGCUGAGAAGACGAGUGUUAGAGGCAAGAUGGACUCUGCUACCUACACGCAAACACAAGCAUACUUAAAACCCCUUAUCAAAUGUCUUAAGAAACGCUCCUUACCAGAUGACAUUAUGGAGUGCCUCGUAGAAAUUGUGCAACAUUGCUUAGAUGGAGACUAUGUUAAAGCUAAUGAUGCUUAUUUACAAAUGGCUAUUGGAAAUGCACCUUGGCCUAUUGGCGUCACCAUGGUUGGUAUCCAUGCACGUACAGGACGUGAAAAGAUCUUCAGUAAGCACGUAGCUCAUGUGCUGAAUGAUGAAACACAGCGUAAAUAUAUCCAGGGCCUAAAACGUCUCAUGACAAAAUGUCAACAGUAUUUCCCAGCAGACCCUUCCAAAUGUGUGGAGUACAGGGCUGUAGCUCAGUAAUUUUAGAGUAUACUUUGUAUCUUACAAGAUUAAUGGCUAACUUUGCACAUUGUUUUAUGAAGUAUUGUAUUUGUACCUACCUUCUGCCCCCUGUCUUAAAAAUUGUUGUUGGCAUAGCUGUUUUCUAAUAGCUGUUCUUUUAAUUUCACCACUUAUGGACUCCAACAGUAUUUCUCAUUCUAAUUUCUGUGAUUCCUCAAAGACUGUCAUUCAUGAAUUUAAGAUAUAUUUGUGAUUAACCCUUGAAUUACAGGGAUGUUAAAGCUCAACAAAAUUGUACUUGUUUAUUAUUAUAAUAAAAAAGAAGCACUAAACCCAUGAGGGUCAGUUACAUGUACAGUACAACAAAAAGUAGUUCAUUAAGUACCUUUUUAAUAGGUUAAAUUACAGUAGUCUUUAAAUUGUUAAUGUAAAGAAUAUUAAUGAACAUGACUAUUAUCAUCACACUAUUUGAAUAUAAAUAUUUUAAUAAAAAGAUACUAUAAGCUUAAUUAAAUUUU